This is a messenger RNA of Penicillium cosmopolitanum, 1737 nucleotides long. Its product is annotated as inorganic phosphate transporter. Lineage: Eukaryota; Fungi; Ascomycota; Eurotiomycetes; Eurotiales; Aspergillaceae. The record is from RefSeq and is a predicted model, not a curated record. Bases 1 to 1737 code for a protein of 578 amino acids. The transcript has a single exon. Gene Ontology annotation, biological process: phosphate ion transmembrane transport. Gene Ontology annotation, cellular component: membrane.
AUGGCGCCGGCAGCUACCGCCAAGUACGAUUGGAUUCUCGCUCUUACCACAAUCGCCUUCGUGUUCAGUGCCUUCGGAAAUGGAGCAAACGAUGUCGCCAACUCCUACGCGACGUCAAUCGCGGCUCGAACCCUAAAUAUGGCUACAGCAGGUGUCCUGGCCAUCAUCACGGAGUUCAUUGGCGCCGUGGCAAUGGGCGCCAGAGUCACGGAUACAAUCAAGAAUGGCAUCAUCGGAGUGGAUAGGUUUGAAGGGAAGCCUGGUGGUCUCAUGCUGGCAAUGGGCUGCGCCGAGGUUGGCAGUGCAUCAUGGUUGAUGUUUGCCACCAUGGUUGGCUUCCCCGUAUCAACGACCCAGACCAUCGUCGGUGCUCUCAUCGGUGUCGGUUUCGCAUCUCAGGCUUCGAUUAGCUGGGCUUGGGAAAAGGGAAGCGUAUCUCAAGUGGCUGCAUCAUGGGGUAUUGCUCCACUUAUUGCUGCUGCAUUCUCCGCGAUAAUCUUCGGAACACUUAAGUAUGCGGUACUUGAGCGACGCGAUUCGUUCAAGUGGGCGAUGCGUCUCAUUCCAUUCUACCUGUCUAUGACGGGUGCCAUCUUGGCUCUUUUCAUUGUCAUCGAGGCCCCAACUGCACCCUCACUGGAGGAGUUCGGUGCCGGUAAGGCGGCUGGAAUUAUUCUUGGUGUCUUCUUUGGAUGUCUUCUCGUCUCCUAUGUUUUCUUCGUCCCAUAUUUCAAUCGCCGCAUUGUCAAGAAUGACCCCCGAAUCAGGUUCUACCAUGUUCCUCUCGGACCUCUGCUUUUGAGAGAAGACCCCCCUCUCUAUUUCCCGAGCAAGAGGGAAUCGGCGGUCACCAACUAUUACGAAGACGCAUAUGGUGAGGUGCUAGCAGGUCAGAAAGAUAUGGCCAAGGACCAAACAACUACAAAUGCGGACUCCGUGCUUCCUUCGCCUGAGAUUACACCAAAGCAGCACACCGAGCGACCGGAUGAUGACGAAGAGAAGAAAUUGGAUUCUACGUCUGCCCCGGCAGCCAAGCCACGCAAGAAGCACAUUGAACCCAGAGAGAGGUUCAUUGACCCGGUUAAGGACCUCUCUUGGACGGACCCCAAGAGAUACUGGGGAUAUACCAAGUGGCUAUUGUUGCAAGGAGUGACAAGGGACGUUGUCACCCACGACUCCCCUGAGCUACGCGCUAUCCACGCCCGGGCGCAUCGAUACGAUGAUCGGGUCGAGCAUUUAUGGACAUAUUGCCAAGUUGUUUCAGCCAUGAUGAUGUCCAUUGCACAUGGUUCGAAUGAUGUCGCAAACGCUGUUGGACCCUGGGCCGCCGUAUACAGCACAUACCACGCAGGUGUUGUUGAAACUGAAGCACCGACACCUGUCUGGUUCCUCGUCGUAGCCGGUUUACUCUUGGGUCUCGGAUUCUGGUUUUAUGGCUACAAUAUCGUCCGCGCGCUUGGAAACAAGAUCACUCAGAUGUCUCCGACUCGUGGGUUCAGCGUUGAACUUGGUGCCGCUAUCACUGUACUAUUGGCUUCGCGUCUUGGUCUGCCCGUCUCCACUACCCAAUGCCUUACUGGUGCCGCUAUGGGUGUCGCUCUGAUGAAUUAUGAUCUCGGGGCUGUUAAUUGGAAACAGUUGGGUUUCAUUUUUGGUGGCUGGGUCCUGACCCUUCCUUGUGCGGGACUUAUUUCUGGGUUGAUCUGCUUGAUGGCUUUGAAUACGCCUCAUUUAUAG